Messenger RNA from Camellia sinensis, 1899 nucleotides. Lineage: Eukaryota; Viridiplantae; Streptophyta; Magnoliopsida; Ericales; Theaceae. The record is from RefSeq and is a predicted model, not a curated record.
GACAUAGUGACCCCUAAUCAGGCAAUUGGCUUAAUCCCUCUUCAAUCAUGUACUAUGUUGCUUUCAUUCAUUAUGCUAUGAGAUUUCUAAACUUCAUGCUUGUCUUGUUUGUGACUUGGGCGUUGUGGACAGGUGUGGCAUCGAAUACUGUGAUGUGCUUCAUCGCGGUGCUCGACAUCACUCUGGUGAGUUGGAGAGGAUUUUGCUAGAGGGCCCCUUCUGUUGAGUUUGGUAUUUCGACAAGCGAAGAUACUGCUAGUCUAUGGGGAUGGCUGCCCCUAGAGUGCCUGCCGUGGUACCAGAUUGCAUGCGGACUACUGACACCUUCACUCCAGAGGACAUCAUACCAGCUAUAGAGGGCACCAAUGUAAAGAUCUUCUCUGGUGUGGCAUCUAAUUCCUUCAUGACCAUGACUUCCAUACAAAGUGAAGGCAGAGAAGCAUAUAUGGCACAGAAUGGAGUGGAAACUGUCACUCAUGUGCUGCUGUGCUGCCCUUUUAGUUGGAGAGUUUGGUCCAAUAUUAUUGGGUGGUGGGGAGUAUCUGGGGUGCAGCCGGGGUCAGUUUCUGGAAUUUUUCAGUGGUGGACUGGUUAUAGAUGUAACAACAAACUGAAGGUGCUUUGGAAGAUUAUUCCAGUGGCAGUGCUAUGGUCUAUAUGGAAGCAGGGGAAUGAAAAUCUUCUUAAUGACACACAGGUGGACUAGGAAAAGUUGUGUGAACUUAUCAAAACACGGAUUGCAUUGUGGUUCAGAGCUUCUAGUCCUUCUUGUUGCUAUUCAGUCAAUGACAUAGUGUUCAAUUUGAAAAAUGUGAAAUUCUGCAUCAUGCACUGAUAGGGUAAACUUGUGAACUAGUAGUUUGUUGGUGCUUCACUGGUUUGCUGCUGCACUGAUGGUGUGAACCUGUGAACUAGUAGUUUGUUGGUGAUUCACUGGUUUGCUGCUGCACUGAUGGGGUUAGCUGUAGCUAAUGAGCUGCUGUUGUGCUGCUAUGCUUUAUUGUGAGGUGUUGAUGCUGAUGCUGCUCAUGUCUUGCUGAUGUUCUGCUGCUCAUGGUUUUGCUCUGGUUUUAAUGUUUUGCUCUGGUUUUGUUCUGGUUUUUGUUUCUCUUUGUUGGCUUCUCACCAACUAGGAGGUUGGAGCUCGGUUUUAGCUCCAAGUUCCACUUUAUUGAUGUAACUUUUCAUACUUUGUAUGGGCUUAUCAUCAAUAAAGUCUUUUGUUUUGCCGAUCAAAAAAAAAAAGAAAACAUUAGCUUAGACAAUAAAAUCCAACCAACCACCAUCACUAACCAUCACAAUAAUCAUAACACAUUUUAAUUAUUUUGAUUAGGUCAUAUUAAAGCCCUAAGCUUUGGGGUAUACAGUUUUGCAUUGAAGAUUCUGCUUCAAAAUUGUUCAGGAGAUAUUUCAGUUAUUGGAGACAUUGUGGAGGAGAUUAAUAUAAUUUGCAGCAGCUUGAAUCCUUUACGGUGUUCUUGGAAGAGAAGAGAAGCAAACGCUUGGGUUAAUGCUUUAGCAUUUGAGGCUGACAACAUAGUGGAUGAAUCUUUUGGAUGGACUCUGCCUGCUAAACUUCCUAUCCUUCUAGAACAUUCCAAUUAUUAGCUGUCUCUGUUUUAUCCAAAUAAAGAAAGAAGUAACUCAUGCAAGGGGUCCAACACCAUCCAACUUGCUCACACUUCAGCAGUUAACAUCCCAUGCACUGUCGGCAUUCAUAGCUUUAUUAAAAUUUCUUGGGCACUCCAAGUUACGGAGUGUAAUCAUAUAGUUGAUUUUUUCUAAUAGAAACCAUGAUGCUUCUACUGUAUUUUAUUGCUUACUACCUUAAUAAACAAUUGGAGUUGUAGCUAUUUGAUUGUAUUAUAGCUAAAUCAGCACAAUUUCUGUUUUAUCCAA